UAAAACUGUCUGAGAAACAUCUGCAAAGGCAGCCGAAAAUCCGAGCAGAGACAACACCGAGCGAUGAAGACUCAACUGCGAGUCCUGUGCGUCCUGUGAACCUCUUCGGAACCAUUUGCAAGAUUUACAUUAAAGACAAACGACUGUUAGCCACAAUCGAAAGAAGAAGCCAACGCGCCUUAAUUAUGCACAAAUACCUGAGUUCCUUUGAUAGUUUCGAUGAGCCGCCAGAUGAUAUAGAAUAUGAAGCACAUGCGAGUCUGUUCGAUGAACUCAAUUCAGCAGCCAAUCAGCCCAUUAGCUUAGAUAUAAAUAUUGAUGAUGUGAAAGAGCCAGAAAGCCAUUUAGACAUAGAUAAUAAGAAAAAAUGUAUUGCUGAGUUAGAUGAUAACUUUCGACUAGCUGUAGAUGAUUUCAGUCAUGACCAGAUCGAAGAGCCAGAUUAUCAUUUAGACGUAAAUAAUCCCAGCAAUAUGAUAGAGAUUCUUCCAGAUUUUGAUGUAGCUUCAGAUAUUGCCAGCCAAACAUCAUUAGAUACUAUUGAUAAUAAUGAUGAGAACUAUUUCAUUGUUGUUAGCCUAAGAGAGAUUGGCUUUAACUUUAUUAACCACAUUCUAUUCUCAGAUCAAUUGAGCUCCGGCUCUCGGUCAGAGCACAGCAAUGAGAGCUCGCCGUCCACCUCUCAUGAGACUUUUAAUGGCGACGCCGAGCUAUUGGCUCCCAAUAAUGAUAGUUGUCCCGAUGAAAUAUUGGAUGAGGCAGUCUCUAGUACAACAGCAACAUAUACUAACCAAAAUACUAAAACACAAAAUACUAACAAAAAUACCAAAACACGUUCAAAUGGUAAACUAACAAAUGGUUCACUGAGAUGGUCAAGUCAAAGCAAAACAAAUCAACUAAAUGCCGAUGAUCAUAAUAAUAAUGAAGUUGUUAUCGAUGAUGGUGUUGACGAUGAUGAUGUUAAUAAUAAUAAUGAUGAUGAUGUUGUAAUGUUGCGGCGCUUUGCCCCAGGCUCCAUCGCGGAACGUGAGGUAAAGAAAUGGUAUAAUGCCGUUGAGAUGCCCAACAAUCCGUAUGCGCCGGAGGCUUUGAAGCAACGCAUUAGCGGUACACAGGAACGCUUGAUGGAUGUGCCCAAUAUCAGUCCCAGUGCCGAGAAGAAGGCUCUGGCACUGAUGACAAAUGCGGCAUCCAACACGGACCAGGAACCAGCCAAGGAGGAUUACAAGCGAUACAGUCGUGAUUACUAUAUAAACAAUGCUCCAUUGGCGACCACGCCCACUCGUGGCACCUCCUUGGCAUGCAGCAGCAGCAGCAACAGGAGCACGGAGCCCACGGAUGAGGACAUUGUCAUCAAUGAGGCUCACAAAACAAGCCAAAAGGCCGUCGAGCAGCCACAGGAGCAACUGCAGCAGAAACAGGAGGAUACACUCCCCGAUAUGUCUGGUGACAACAAAAGUAUCUAUACAGCUGUGCCCGCCCAGGUGCUGGAGGCGGGCAGCCUGGAUAGCCAAUCGAAUCAGUCAGUGCUGACGACUAGCGAUGAUUCGGAUACCGUGCGUGUUUACGAUUUCAAUAAGCAGGAGACGACAGUCAUUAAGACGAGCACGUCCACAACUACGUCAUCUAUGGAGUCGGCACUGGGCGGAGCAGCCACUACCAACACCUCCUCCUCCUCCGCCGCCGCCGACGUCGACGACAGCAACAGCAACGGCAACAGCAAUAGCAACUCCAUAGAUGCAUCACGGAAACGUGAACGGCCCGUAGUGCUGCAAUUUGGGCCUGCGGACAGCACGCCCAAUGUCUGCUCCUCGCCCACGGUGACACCGACGCGGGGCUCCACGCCGCCAGCUUUUCGUUUUCUGCAGCCGAAGCGACGGCUAAUUGAGCCAAGUCAAGUGCUGUCCAUAGACGAUGAUGAAAUGCCCGAGGUAAAAGCUGCGCCCUCAGAGAAACCCGCUGUUGAGGAUGAUGUGGUGCAUGCCUUGCCCUCGGUCAAGGCUCUGGCGCAAGCCUUCCUGCUCACCAGCAAACGCACGCAGCCCGAGAGACGUUGGCGCGCCAAGACAUUGCAGCAUCAGGCCAGGCUAAUGAAAUCAGCACCUGAUACGCCCGUUACACCUGAGAAGCCCGGCACGCCGCAGUCGCGCAGGCAAAUGCUGCAGCACGCCGUCUCCAUGGCCGAGGUGGCCGAUGAAUCCACCAUAGCCUCCGAUUUAUCCUCCCUGGAAACCGAUCCUUCAAUGCACUCGGAUGGGCUACCGUCAGCCAUACCCAUUGCAUCGCCAGCGAGUCCUGUGCCCGUCCGUCGAGGAUUCCUUCGCAGCAAUAUUGCUUUCUUUGAGAACUUAAAGUUUAAGUGAAUAUUGAAUUGAAUUGAAUUUACGCUGUACAAACGCCAUUGGAUGAUAUUCCGCCGUGAGUCAAGGAAUAUGCACAAUAAUGGCGCACAGCAUCCCGCAUACCAAAACGAACACCAAAUAUCGAUAACCAUGUGCCAUGGCCACAGAGGAGAAUAUUAUAUCAAGUAUUCAAGACAGUACUUAGAACUAUAUUUUACGCCCAGUGUGCGCGAAUAGUUUGAUUUUAAUUUGUAUUUAUUAUAGCUAAACAUAAUUACUUAUUAUAUCCAUGGAUACUAUUAAUAAAAAUAUUUAAUAUAUAUGUAUUUGCUUUAAGCUACUCAAAAGCCCCAUUUAAAAUGACCCCUAUAUCGAUAUCGAUCGACCCAAUAUAUUUAACUGUUAUACAUAGAGUGUCGUGUACCAAUAAACUGUUAUACAUACUAGUGUUAUGUACCAAUAAAGAAA
Messenger RNA from Drosophila navojoa, 2810 nucleotides. It is a transcript of the gene M7BP, whose product is annotated as Myosin-7a binding protein. Lineage: Eukaryota; Metazoa; Arthropoda; Insecta; Diptera; Drosophilidae. The record is from RefSeq and is a predicted model, not a curated record.